Harmonia axyridis is the source of this 2805-nucleotide messenger RNA. RefSeq lists its product as uncharacterized. NCBI's taxonomy places the organism in Eukaryota, Metazoa, Arthropoda, Insecta, Coleoptera, Coccinellidae. The record is from RefSeq and is a predicted model, not a curated record. The transcript is spliced from 8 exons. Bases 89 to 1027 code for a protein of 312 amino acids.
AUAUUAUUCUUAGACAUUAGUUGUUUUUUAUAUUUUCGUGAAAACGUGGACGUGAGAAAUAUUUGCAAGUUAGGUUUCAGAAUACAAAAUGGCUUACGCAGUGGUCCAUUUUAUUGAAGAUGAUGUGUUCAGUGAAGUUCCUGUAAGUUGGCUGAAUUUCGACAAUACUGAAUGUGUCUGGCCCCCGAAUAAUCCUAAAAAUGUUAGAAAUUUAAUAAAAAUGAGAGCUGCCCCCAAAAGUGACUGGCCCUCUCACAAAGUAAAUUUGGAGGGAAUAUAUGAGAAAUAUGAAAAGGCGAUUAAAAAAGCAGGGAAUAACGAUUAUACUUCUUCUGCUGAUGAAGUUAGAGGAAGGGGGAUGAGAAAGAAAAUUCCUCAGUACUCUUCAAGUGAAUCAGGUGAUAGUAUGACUCCACCUCCUUUCAUAAACUUACAAGGGACUGAAGUGAUAUGGGAGCAGUCUGAUAAUGCAUUCAAUAUGACUGAUAUGAUCUCUGUUGAACAGAAUAUUGAUGUAAAUUCACUUGAGGACAUUACCCCAUUCCACGAUGAGGCUAUAAAUAAAGCUAGCUCUAGUACACAUCACAUCACCUGCGCCAGCACUCAAGCAGAAUUCGUACCUUAUGAAAACAAGUUGGAGAAAAAAAUUGAUGUACUAUUGGCUUUGGUCAAUUCAAUGUCCAUAAAAAUGGAAGAAAUGAAUGAAAGGCUCAAACAUAUAGAAGUUACCCAACAACCGAACACUGCCAAUUUAAAAUUCUUUCUGGAGAAUCUUCCAUGUGAUAGCAUGGAAGAUAUGAAAAGACUAAAUGACCUGCUGGAGAAGGAGGAAGAGAAAAAUAACUUUAUUAACUACCUUCAAACAAUUGGCGGUGCACACCCUAAAGAUAGGGUGAAGAGAAUCAUGAAAACUCUUAUGACAAACAAGUUAGCAUUGAGUUGCUCCUGGCUGGGCUUGAGGAAUAAUAUAAGAGCAAGUGAUUUCCUCUGCAUAAAAAUAGCUCAAAGUAAGAUUCUAUGGUAUUAGGUAUGCUGCUUUUUUUCAUUUUGAAUUCAGUUCAAUGCUAUUAAUUUUAAGGUUUUAUUGUCACUCUUUUUUCUCCUUUCAAUGACCUGCAAGAAAUUAUUAAUUAUUUAAGUUAUAAUCGAAAUUCAAAAGGAAAUUAUAUUGAAAUCCUUCUAUAACUGAUGAUUUGGAUCCCUUCAAUUUGAAUUUUGAAAAAAAUUCUAAAAAUAGAUCCAAACAAAUAUAAAUCUCUACUUGAAAAUAAUUCUCUCUCUCAGGUGGGUUCAGAGAAAUAUAUAUAAUUUUUUUUUAAUCAAACAACAAACCUAUCUAUCUAACUACCUAACUAAUUACCUAUCUAUUGAAAUGAAAUUUAUGCAAACAAUUGAAAACACUUAUCUUAAUAAUUUUCUUCUCCACUUAAUCUUGUUCCAUAAAUUCUUCUUUCAAAAUAAAACUCCUAUUCUAUACUACUUUGAUGUUCCAACUCCAAAUUCUUUCCAAUUCCAAUUUCCUUUUUUCAAUAUCUUCAUAAAUUCUUCUUCAACUCGUUAAUAACUUCUAUUGAUAUCAAAAUUCAACUUAUUUAAAAAAAACUCCUCUAAAUUACUUCUUACAAUUUUCUGCUUGACACGUCUCUCUUCCAUUAUUUUUCUUUCUAUCCUCGAUUUUUUUAGUUUUCAAUGUUUUCAUCCCUUUAUCUGAUGAUCUCAUUUUAUCUAUGUACUCAGUAAUAUCUAUGCCACUGUCAUUUAAUUUUGAAAUUUCUUUUUCUUACUUAACUUAACUAUCUUUAAUAACAAAAAUAACACCUAUUUUUUUUUAAAUUUGAAUGUUAUGUAUAAAACCAAAUGAUUAUCUAUGAAACCAACUGAGAAUUUCGAAUUAUUUCCAAUUUUACUUAAAUUUUAAUGACUACUCAAAUUUUUGAGUGUGGAAUCCAUAACACUAACUUCCUCCAUAAAUAAACAACACUGUUUAUUGUUAAUAGCAUAUAUUGCUGCAUGUUUUGGUAGAUUGAUGAUGGUAUGUGUGAUUGUGUGCAUGGCUUGUAUGUUCAGAGUUGAAUUAUAUGUAGUUGGAUGUUUGUUCUUCGUUUUUAUGGUAGUUCACAUUUAAGAAAGAGUACACAUAGUUUAGAAGUUGAACCUCAAUUAUUCAUCUACUCAAUAAGGAGUAUCUGAGUAAAGUGUGCAAAUUGUUACUACUACUAGACUAUUUUUCUGCUUUACUUCAUUUAUGUUUGUGAGGUGUGUACCUGUGUUAUUCUCUGCUAUUUGUGAAAUUAAAAAAAAUCUACAUUUAUAUACACACUUUUCUACUAUUGUUAUUAUUGAUCAAUUUCAAAACAAAUAAUGGUGCUUUUUAGGAACUAACUUUUUCAUUUUUCGAAUGUUCCCCAUAUAAUUAAACUUUUAGUUUGAUAUAGAAAAUUUUACAAAGCGCAUAAAUUAGUUUCAAGUUGAGGAACCCCUUCUAAAGUUGUCCAUGUACUCAAAACUUCUAUAACACAUAUUAUUGUGCAUGAAUUCCAUAUUUUUUUGUAGAAUAUAUUAUUAUUUUAUCCAAUCAGAAAGCCUCGUAAUUGGGAAUAUUAAUUGAAAAUGCCAUUUUUUAAUCACAUUUAAAUAUGUUUAGGUUUUGCAAGUCAGUCUUUUAUUCAAAAUGCCGAAUUCGAGAAGAUAGCAGCUGAGUGGAUAAGGCUAGCCUCAUUGAGAUUUAAAAGAGAAAAAUGAAUAUUGUUUGGUGUAAUUUAAUCAUAUGAAUGUUUUUUAAUCAGAUUAUAAUUUUCCAAUAAU